Messenger RNA from Gossypium raimondii (Peruvian cotton), 378 nucleotides. RefSeq lists its product as uncharacterized. Bases 1 to 378 code for a protein of 125 amino acids. Lineage: Eukaryota; Viridiplantae; Streptophyta; Magnoliopsida; Malvales; Malvaceae. The record is from RefSeq and is a predicted model, not a curated record. The transcript has a single exon.
AUGGAUUGGACAGCUACUGGACAUCAAAUAUUGUUAGAAUUGAAUGAAUUGGAGGAAUUAAAAGCUCAAGCUUAUGAGAAUACCAGGAUCUAUAAGGAGAAAACCAAGAGAUGGCACGACAAUAGGAUUAUGCCUAGACAAUUUGAAUAUGGGCAAAAGGUGUUGUUGUUUAACUCACGACUGAAGUUGUUUCUUGGCAAACUGAAGUCAAGAUGGCCAGGUCCUUUUGAGGUGAUCAAGACUUAUCCUCAUAGAGCGGUUAACAUCCAUGACAACAAAACUGGAUCAACUUUUAAGAUUAAUGACCAACAUUUAAAUCACUAUUGGGGUGCUCAAGUGAACCAAAACAAGCAAGCCAUUGAUCUUAGAGAUGUCUAA